UCCGCACCCACAUGGCUGUCAAUCAACCACUGCAGUCCGGUUUGUUGGAUGUGCCUUUGCCUCGUGCCUUCUCUUCAGCUUGCCCAGCCCAUCUCACAUCAUAAGCUUCUCUUGGAAGGCCAUUUGACACAUCGCGUGACGUCGCCAGAACGUUGUUCGGGAGGCGGGCGGCCCUCUUCCGAUGCUCUGAAGCCACCAUUGGAGCGCUGUCAAGAGCGAGGAACUCCAGAAUCGCUGGGGCUGUCCAUAUUUAAGGGAUAAUUGGGCUGCUAGUAACUGUGUGUUAAGGUCCAAAGCAUCCACAUUCCUUGGUGGUUGCCAUUGCGGGUGAGUGGACGCCGUUCCACUGGUAAACUCUAUCCCUGUCUUUGGUCACAAGGGCAGGUAGAAGACCCGGCAUGUGUGGAACACAAGAAUUCAACCGGAAUAGUGUACGACAUUGGUCGGGAAUUUCAAACCUUUCGUAUCAGAUAUUGCCCUUGCGCUGGGUCACUACACGUGGAACGAAGAAAUAUCCACUAGGCGUUCCAAUAGCGCGAACGGUUCCCGAUUUGGGCUGUACAAAGAUGACAAGAAUUCGUGUUGUCCGAAUCCCAAAGGGUUGGGGUUGGAAUGCUGGUGACCACGGGUAUAAGAAGGGUGUAAGCCUCUAUCCCUCGAAAAGGCGGAAACAGUUCACGAAUUUGAGCCGCAACAAUCAGGAUCUGAGCUAUGUAUGUAGAGUAGAUCCCGACUGGGGCUUCGCGAGGGCCAUGCAGGUCUUCCGCGGCUUGCCGCGGUCUGUUCGGGACCCGCUCGGUCCAGCGGAGGACCGAAGUAGCCGCAGGACGCCUCGAGUCUAUCAUCGACAACUACCAUGUCGAUCACUAGGCGGUAUGUACAAGAGAAAGAUCCACAAGAUAUCAACAUAUCUCCAUAUCAUUCAGUCUCCCAAGCGGUCAAUUCCUUCCGUCUACUUAUCCUAAGGCAAUACCGUCUAUUUUAGGUUUGUUCUUGACUUUAGCCAAAACUCCUCUCAAGCUGUAAGCUGUGCCAGAGCUCAGUGACACUACAGAUGACACAGCGGUCAUUUAGUUUCGGGCGCUCACAGCCACCGCUA
Messenger RNA from Aplosporella prunicola CBS 121167, 1099 nucleotides. RefSeq lists its product as uncharacterized. Bases 399 to 965 code for a protein of 188 amino acids. NCBI's taxonomy places the organism in Eukaryota, Fungi, Ascomycota, Dothideomycetes, Botryosphaeriales, Aplosporellaceae. The transcript has a single exon. The record is from RefSeq and is a predicted model, not a curated record.